Tribolium castaneum (red flour beetle) is the source of this 1623-nucleotide messenger RNA. RefSeq lists its product as uncharacterized. The transcript is spliced from 8 exons. Bases 98 to 1549 code for a protein of 483 amino acids. The record is from RefSeq and is a predicted model, not a curated record. NCBI's taxonomy places the organism in Eukaryota, Metazoa, Arthropoda, Insecta, Coleoptera, Tenebrionidae.
GUCAGAAAAGUCAGACGCAACAUAAACAAGUCCUCUCGCGAUUAAAUUUCUUUAUUUUUAAUUGGAGAAAAUUAAAGUUCUCUCAAGUUUUUACAAAAUGAAGCUUGUCUUUUUAGUGUUUGUUUCAAUCGCCGUAGCUACGAAAUUACCUCCAAAUUUUAAGAAAUGUAACCGAACUGAGCCCGAUUUGGAAAAAUGUGUUCUUGAAGCGGCUCGCGAUGGCUUGAAACAGUUAACCAGAACGUACAAAAAAAUACGACUUCCGAAUUUGGAACCACUGGAUGUUGUCGAGCUUUCGGCACGUGUUGAGACACGUUUGAUUCAUUUUAGUGAAACGUUGAGGAAUUGUAAAUUUUGGGGCCUAAGUCGGAGUGUUUUGGAAAAAUUUGAUGAAAUUUUUAGAUUCAAUUUGGACGAGAAAGUGAUCAAGUCGCAGUUUAUUGUCCCCGAAGUGAGAACGAAAUGUUCGUAUCAAAUAGAUGGCACGAUUAUGUCUGUGCCGAUUAGGGGGAAAGGCAACAGUUCGAUAAUUUUCAAACAUUUUAAUGUUACUUUGUAUGUUCCUUAUGAUGAAAUUACGAAACGAAAUAAGACUUAUGGCCACGUAACUAGUUGUGAAAUUGAUGGAAAACCCGAAUCGAUUCAUUUUCAGUUAGAUAAUCUUUUUAAUGGUGAUGAAGAAGCGGGAAAACGUGUCAAUCAACUGUUGAAUGAUAAUUGGAGUGAACUUUACGAUGAUAUCAAAGAUGAUUACUUGAAGAUGGGGAAGCAAAUGUUGAUACAAUUGUUGAAUGGUUUCUUCUCGAAGUUGUCACUAGAGGAGGCUUUUGUCUUCGGUAAAAACAUCUACCUGCGGCUUAUUAUUAUGAUUCCACAAGCGUCAAAUUUUCAAAAAUGUAACCGGAAACAAGCCGACUUGAAACAAUGCGUCAUCAAAGCCGCCCAAGACGCCAUCUACCAACUAACCCACCCUUACAACGAGGUGAAUAUUCCAAAUUUGAACCCUUUUGAGCUGAAAGGAGCCACCGUUGGGGGCGGGGGCGCUGUGGCGGUGGAGCAGCGGUUCACAGAUUGUAAACUGCAAGGGUUCAAUAAAAUGAAAUUGGACAAAUUUGAAUUUGAUUUCGACAAGAAGGUGUUAGACGUUGUUGGAACGUUUCCUGAAAUUGUGAAAAAGUGUACUUAUGAGGUGGACGGUCAGGUGUUGCUUUUGCCAGUGACUGGCAAAGGGCCUAGUGAGAUAAUUUUAACCAAAGUGGAUGUGACGUCUAAACUGUAUUUCGAAGAAAUUAAGAAGAGGAAUAAAACUUUUAUAAAAAUUGUCAGAAGUGAUAUUGAUAUGAAUCCAGGUCACGUGUCGUACAAAUUUGAUAAUUUGUUCAAUGGUGAUAAGGUCUUAGGUGAUAACAUUAAUCAGGUGCUUAAUGAUAACUGGAAGGAAGUCUUUGAGGAUGUGAAGAGUGGUUAUAUCGAAAUAAUCAAAACGAUUGUUACAAGUUUGUUGAAUAAUUUCUUCUCGAAAGUGUCAAUAGAGGAAGCUUUUGAUUAAUUUUUUUAUCUACCUGUAAUGUAGUUUUGUAUGUGGACUGAUAUGUGAGAGAAUAAAUAUUUUUAAUAGAACAA